Molecule: messenger RNA, 3992 nt
Organism: Polistes dominula (European paper wasp)
Lineage: Eukaryota; Metazoa; Arthropoda; Insecta; Hymenoptera; Vespidae
Gene: vret
Product: vreteno
Molecular function (GO): RNA binding
Source: RefSeq, a predicted model, not a curated record
UUCAUAUUAUUUCUAUUAGUUCUUUUGUCUAAUUUAUACUUGUGCGAAACUUUAAGCAUGUAUCGUACUUAGUUAAACACGUGUUUUGCUUAAAAUAAAUUCUAAUAAUUUAUUUAAUUAAGAAUUAAAUAAAGCUCGUUCAAUAAAAUAAUUAAUAUAAUCAUAGAUUACAUUAUAAAAUAAAAAAGUAUGGCUUAUUUUCAAUCUAAUGUUGACAAAACAGAAGAUGAUAUAACAAACUCUGAAGAAUACAGACUUUAUGUAACUAAUUUACCUGUAGAAUUGGACGAGGAUGGCAUUAAACAAAUUUUUGAUCAUUAUGGUGAAGUUAAUAGUAUUUUUUGUCUUCCGAAUGUAUCAUGGGCUUAUAUUACAUAUAAAACAUUUUGUGAGGCUGAACGUGCUAUAAGAAAUCUUCACGAUAUACCACCGUUAAGUUUAAAAGUAAAAUUAAGUAAUAAAAUGAAAUCUGUUGAUCAAAACGAGAAGAUAACGUAUAAUCCAAAAUCUUCAGAAACUUGUACAAAUUCAGUAUUAGAUCAUCAACCUCGUGAAGUAGUAAAUAAAGAAACUAUGGAAUUACCAAACUAUAGUAAUAUACUUCAUAAAUACAAUCAACUAUCAAUAAUAUCUAAUGAUAAACAUGAUACAGCUUAUGGUUUGUUAUAUCAACCAGUACAUAUGGAUAAUUAUUUAUUUGAUCCAUAUGAAAGUACAAAAUGUUUAGAUUAUAAAAAUACAUUAUGGACAAGGGGCAAAGUAACUGUAACACGUGAUGGAAAAAGACAUGUUUCUCUUGGACGUGGUUAUAGUUUGUAUGAAACAUCUGAACCACAUUCUUUGAACAAAUCACGGACUAUACAAAAUUCUGAAAAUCUUAGUAAUAAUUCUUAUGAAUAUGGUCAAGAUAAUUUAAAAGAAAAGCUUGAAAUAUGCGUAUGUUGUAACAAAAUAACAGCUGUGAAAUGUGGAAAAUGUUGUUCUUUUUAUUGUAGCAAAGAAUGUCAAAUGGUUGAUUGGCCAAAUCAUAAAAUUAAAUGUCAACAAAUUCCUGUACUGACAGAAGAUAAUAAAUCUUUAUCGACAUCAAGUAAUGAAAAUCAAAUGGAAAUAACAAGUUUACAUCAAGCUCAGAAAAAAUUACGUCGACCAAAAGUACAAUCUUCAAGUAAUCCAAAUCUACAGAGCAUAAAUAACAAAUGUAUGGAAGAUAAAAAACCAGAAUCUUUAAAAAUACUAAAUGACAAUAAUUCUCAAAUUAAUGUCACACACAAGAAUGAUAAUAUCAAAAAUAAAGAACAUAAAUUGGAUGUAACUGAGAAAGAAAUUCAAAAUAAGUAUACAAAUCAAAAUGAUAUUAAAAUGAAAAAAAAAGAACAAAAAAAUGAUUUUAAAAUGAAAUCUCAAGAACAGCAGAAAGCAUAUUUUAAAAAUACAUUCUUAUCAACCUCAAAAACUACGCAUGUUAUUAUUUUAGAAUUUACACAAGGAAAAGAUUUUUGGGUACGUAAAUUGGAUCAAGAAAGUAUAUAUCAAAAGAUGGUGAUUGAUAUACAAAAUAUAAUUCAAAAAAGUCCGAAAAUUAAUCCAGUUAUUGGUAUUAUGUGUGGUUACAAAUAUAAUAAUAUGUGGCACAGGGCAAAGAUAAUGUCUUUAAAUCCAACAACCGUAUUUUUGAUUGAUCUUGGUAUUACUGAGACAGCUAAAGUAAAUGAAUUUCGUGACAUAAGCGAAUUUAAGACUAUGAUACCAUUUGCAGGAAAAUUAUGUUUACAUAAACAUGCAUCAGUAAAGAAUGGAAGUUUAAAAAAAUAUCAAAUUAUAGCUGUAAAAGUUAUUUCUUGGAAUGAGAAUGUCAUUUUUGUAGACGUUAUUAAUGAAAAUAAUAACAAAAGCUCAACAAAAUCUUCAAAACCUGAAACGCAAUUAAAAUUUACAAAUGUUACAAGCUCUACCAAUAAUAAUAAUAAUAAUAAUAAUAAUAAUAAUUGCAAAAUUAUUCCUAAUCCGUCUAUGAAUACUAAUAAUCAAACAAAAAAGAGUAAUGAUAAGAAAAAUAAUUAUUCUCCAAAUGGCAUGAACACAUAUGAAAAUAAUAAAAACGAGAAUAAAGUAAUACAACGUCACUUACCAAAUGUUAUCAACUUAUUAUCAAAAAAUGCAAGUGGAUUUUUAAAAGUUAAUAUUUUACUUAGUAACAAUAUUUAUGGGAUUACCCUUAGACCGAAUGAUUUGAUUCAAGAAUUCCAAGAAAUUAUAACAAAAUUACCUGAAAAAUGUAACUCUAUGAAAUUAAACUACGAAUAUAAGCCAAAUAUUGGAGAUUUAGCAUGUGGCCAAGGAGGAGAGAUCAGUGAUUGGCAUAGAGGCUAUGUGCUAACUUUAACUCCAAAAAUACAGUUUGCUGCAAUAGAUAAAACUAAAGUAAUAACAGUUCAAAAAAUUGUGCCAUAUCCUAAUGAAUUUCUUAAUGUAUGCACAUUCGGUAUGAUCUGCGAAAUAAAUGCAAAUGAUGAUACUAUAUUAAUAACAAAUAAUUAUUACGAAUAUAAAGUAAUAAAUAAUGAGAAUGAAAUUAAUAUUGAAAUUAAAUUGAACGAAAUAGAUACGAUAAGAGGUAUUUUAAAAGUAUGGGAACCAAAAUUAAAACCAAGUGAUAUUCAGUGCGUUCAAUUGAAAAAUGAAUCCCAGGUUUGCAUCACUUUCUAUUUAAAUCAUUAUACCAUGUUUGUACGUUCUUUGAAAACAGAAGAUUCCGAAGAAUUUAAUAAACUUAUGCAAGAAGUUGCAAAAUGUGGUCUAUCUGCUGCAUAUCUUGAAAAACCUCCAGUUGUGGGAGAUACAGUAAUAUCACAAUACAUUGAUAAUAAUUUUUAUCGUUCAAUAGUUGCAAGAAUACAGGGAGAAGAUGCAAUCGUUACUUAUAUAGAUUUUGGAAAUUCUGAACAAACGCAGUGGAAAAAUUUACGAGUAUUACCUGACGAUUUAAAGAAGCAUCAAUCAUGUGUUACAAAAGUUCUUUUAAAAGAUGUAUCAACCGAUAUUGCUAUGACCAAAGAAGUAUCAAAUUAUCUAAGUGAUUUAGUUGGUAAAGAAGUAGGUUUAACAUGUAAAUUUAAUGGUAUACCACAUAUAGAUGGUGUACAUUUAAUUAUGCCAAAUGGUGAAAGUAUUAAUGACAAUAUUAAACAAUUGCUUGUACCAAAUUGGAAAAUAGAAGAAGAUAAAACGGUUUACACGGUUACUGAUAUAGAUGCACUUCCUUUGGGAAAUAUUGGUGAUACUGUCAAAGUUGUCAUUUUGCAUGUAAUCGAAGAGAAUUCGGAAUAUUUCAUGUGUAAUUUAGAUCUUGAAUUGAUUACACAUGUUCAUGAAAUUUUGCCACAAUUGAUGAAAGAAUACUGCGAAAGUACAGAAUAUUAUAUUCCUCGAUUACAUGAAUUAUGUUUAGCCUUAUUCCAAGAUAAUUGGUAUCGUGCAUUAUGUUUAUCUGUAGACGAAUCAAAAGAUACAGUUACUUUAUUUUAUAUUGAUUAUGGAAACUGUGAAGAAGUUCUAUACGAAAAUGUUAGGCCAAUGACAAGUGACUUUUUAAAACCUUGUUAUCUUGCAAACAUGUGCAAUAUUGUUAAUUUACUUCCAGAAGAAAAUAUUGAAUUGUGUUCUCCUAAAUUAUUAAAAAGGAUCUCAGAAUUGGUUAAAGCUGAUGAAAUUUAUGAAGCUAAGAUCAUUGAUUUGGAUGAUAGUGGAAAUUAUAAGAUUGAACUUCCAGAUGUUCGUCGUCAAUUAAUUGAAGAAAACUUAAUACCACCUUCUUAAAAAUUAUAUCAUUAGAUUUAUGUUAUUAUUAAGUAUAACAAUUCCAGUAUCUUAAUAUUCAAAUCAAUGUAUGAAAAUCUUUAUUUUUCUUUUUUUUUCUUAUCAAAAAAUUCAACAGUUAUCCGAAAGAUGGAUCAAAGAUAUCUGAUUACUUUAUAAGUAGAUAUUAAAUU